Tripterygium wilfordii is the source of this 777-nucleotide messenger RNA. Its product is annotated as lectin 10-like. The record is from RefSeq and is a predicted model, not a curated record. The annotation marks the transcript as partial. Gene Ontology annotation, molecular function: carbohydrate binding. Lineage: Eukaryota; Viridiplantae; Streptophyta; Magnoliopsida; Celastrales; Celastraceae. The transcript has a single exon.
CAACAUGGCUUUCUUCAUCUUCUUUUCUUGCUGUUAAUGGUUCUCAAUGCAGAAUCACUCUUCUUCAACUUCUCAACGUUCCACACAAACAUGCCAGAGAUUGAAUUCCAAGGAGAUUCAUUCUCUUCAGGGGCAGUUGUUCAGAUCACAAAGAACCAAGCAGAUGCAAGACUAACAAGCAGUGUUGGAAGAGUUUCAUAUUCACAACCUGUGCAUAUUUGGGACUCGAAAACCGGCAAAGUCACAUAUUUCACUACCCACUUCUCGUUCAUCAUGAAAUCUGUUGAUCUCAACUUGUAUGGUGAUGGGAUUUCUUUCUUUCUUGCUCCAUUUGAUCCCCAAACCCCACAAGAUUCAUCUGGUGGUUACCUAGCUCUGUUUAGUCCAGAAACGGCUUUUGGUAAUCGUACCAGUAAUCAGAUUGUAGCAGUUGAGUUUGAUAGCUUCAAGAAUCCAUGGGUGUAGUUGUGGGUUUUGGGGUUUUGGUUUGUAGGUUAGGCCUGUCUUGGUUCAUAUACUGUAAAAGAAUGCAGUAUCAGUUCAACUGCAAUGAAAUGUGUAAUAAAACCAGCUGCACUAUGAUUGAAAGCCUACCAGUUCUUAAUUUUAAGACACGGCCCUAGUUCAACUGCAAUGAAAUGUGUAAUAAAACCAGCUAGUAUUAUAUUUUCGUCCUCUAACCAGAUUGUUCUACACCAGCAAACCUUCUCUCAUAAACUGAGACAAGCCUCUAUCUUAAUCAAAGAUCUCAUGUAAAAGACUUCAACUUCAAGCAAA